GAAACGUCUUGGCGGAAGUUUGCCUUGCCAGCAAUCUUUGCUUUCUUUUCUUUACCAGAAUUAGUGCUCCAGCAAACCUCACACUAAACAAACUGACAGAAGAAACUACAAUCUGAGUCGAGAUGGAGCCUACAUUGACCGUGGUUGACCCAAAUAACGAAGACUGUUCCAGCUCUGAUAACAGGUCACUGCUGAGCAUCGGAGUGCCUGCCAUGGAGACAGACCGUUUUGGGUUCAUACUGGGCACUGGCUCUCCUGUUGGGACUGAAGGCCCGCCCCCAGAGGUGGUCAGACAAAGGGAGGCAAAAUGGCUGAACAUCAUCAGCCAAUGGGAUCGCAUCUUGCUGAAGAAGACCAACAAGGUGAAAGAACAGUGUCGGAAGGGUAUCCCAGCAUCUCUCAGGGCUCGGUGUUGGCCGCUGCUUUGCCGUGCCACAGAGAGGAUGAGUAAAAACAGCAGACUUUACCAGACCCUGGACUCAUCCCCUGCCCUGCAAAGCUGGGUGGAUGUGAUAGAGAGAGACAUUGAUAGGCAGUUCCCUUUCCACGAGAUGUUCCUCUCCAGAGACGGCCAUGGGCAACAGGGGCUAUUUCGGGUCCUGAAGGCUUACACGCAAUUCAGGCCAGAUGAGGGCUACUGUCAGGGGCAAGGACCUGUGGCUGCGGUGCUUUUGAUGAAUAUGCCUGCUGAGGAAGCUUUCUGGUGUCUUGUUCAGAUCAGUGAGCAAUGCCUUCCUGGGUACUACAGCCCCCUGCUGGAGGGCGUACUGUUUGACGCAGGCGUGCUCAAUGGAGUGCUGCGCAGGGUGUGUCCCGCUGCACACAGGCACCUGCACAAACACGACGUAGAGCCGCUUAUGUUCGCAACCGAUUGGCUGAUGUGUCUCUACACCCGACACCUGCCUUUCAACACCCUGCUCAGAGUGUGGGACCUGUUCUUCUGCUACGGUGUGCGGGUGCUUUUCCAAGUGGCGGUGGUGCUGGUACGGAGGGUCUUAGGGCGGCAGGAUCAGAGGGAAAAGUGUGAGGGCCAGAUGGAGACCCUGGAGAGACUACGUGGCAUAAAAGCCCAGCUUCCGCAGGAGGAUGACUCCUUCAUCGAGGAGGUGUGCUCAGUUCCUCUCACUGGCAGGGACCUGGAGAGGGAAACAGAGAGAGAGCUGAAGAGAUGGAGGAAAGAGCAUCCAUCCUCAACCUUUGACCCUCGAUGCCGUUGCCACGGCUACCGGGCAGCCUGGCUGAAAGGGCGGGAAAGCGAGGAGCAACAGGAGAGGGCGGAGAGAGAGAAGGGAAACCUCUCCCUUCCUCUCCUGCACUCUCCCUCUUCCCUCUCUCCCUCACUGAGGAAGAGGUGGAAGAGAGGGAGCAGAGUGGAAGCUGGUGAAAGAGAAGAGGCUGGAGCAGGAGAAGAAAAGCAGGAGAAGCUGGGGAAGGCAGGAGAGGCAGUGCAGGUAGAGAAGUUGGAUGUGAGGAGUGGGAGAGAAAGAUGCAGGACGAGUGAGAGAGAAGAGGAGGUACAGCAUAGUGAUAUACUCGCUCACAGAACUCCCUUAGAGUGCCGAAUCACUAGCAUGGCAGGAAACCCGCCCCAAAACACAGACGGAUUGCGACAUAGCACCACACAACCACACAGCACUAGCACCACUCCUGGUCACAGCCAGACAUGUGCAGACUGGCCUCAGGGCCAAGUGGGCGGAUCCCAUGCCAAACCAAUUCCUCACACCUUGGUGCGACCCUGCCCAGCGACCUGGAAGGUUGAUUCAACGGAGAUGAACCCAGAGUUAGGCGAUGAGGAGGGUUCUGCCAUUAGCAGUCAGAUGCACACAGACUUCCCAGAAGGGCCUAGCAGAUCAACAGAACCUGGAACCAUGAGCAGUGUCAGCUCCGUGGCCCAACAGAGUGAAACAGAAACAGCCUGCCCCCUGGAAUGGGCUGAAACAGUCGAGAGCCCUCAGGGAAACUUGGAGCAGAAGAAUGGCAUGGGCUGCAGCAAAGAAACAGCAGAGAGAUUUGGCAGGACAGGCAAGCUGCUAAUUGGCUCUGCGCCUGAACAUGCUGGGGAAGACUGCGGCAUCAAAACAAUCAUGUCCAAUCAGAAUCAGGGCAUUCAGGAACCUCAGGGGUCCGUUCCACUGGCCCUCUCCAGCCCAAAAAGUGUAGAACUAUAUGAACAGUUCCACGUAAAACACAGGGGGUCUCUGAGAAAUGUCCCCAAGGGUGAGCAGGACUCCAGUAGGCGCUGUGGGGGGCAGGUUUCAGAGCGGCUGGAGGACAUUGGAAUUUCGGAAAUACAAGGGGGACAUUCCAGUGUCCUGCCGGAGUCAGCCAAUCACAGUCCGGCAGGAGACCCAACAUGCUCCCUCACAGGACAGGGUAUGCGUCAGCAAGACAAAGCUGAAAAGCCGAACCUGCCCAGCCCCACCCUGUUGGCUAAGAAUCCCAAAAUGGAGCAAACCCCCAACAGUGGGACAGAGGCAGGCUGGGAGGGGGCAGACCAAAAUCUCUCCCCCUCAGGGUGUGAAGGGUCACCUGGAACACCUGGACUUGAUCAAGGAGAGGAAUCACCAACAGCAAUUCAGAUUGUGAUGUCACCCUUGUUAGAUCAGGGAGAGGGGUCACCUGUGUUAGAUCUGGGAGGGGGAUCACCUGUGUUGGAUCUGAGGGAGGGGUUACCAGUUACACCUGUAUUACAUCAGGUGGAGAUGUUACCCAUUACAUCAGUAUUGGAUCAGGUUGAGGAAUUGCCCAUUACAUCUUUAUUAGAUCAGGCUGAAGGGUUACCAGUUACACCUAUAUUUGAUCAGGUGGAGAGGUUAUCUGUUAUACUUGUAUUAGUUGAAGGUGAGGAGUCACCUGUAAUGCCAGUAUUAGCUCAGGCUGAAGAGUCAGAUUCACAGCAGUGCAUGAUGACUGAUCCACAGCUGCCCACCAGAGCCCAGUCCAUCAGAGAGGCUGUCCCCUUUAGCUCCGCCCACAGGGCCACUGCAGGGCCAAAAAGCGAGACCCUGCCAGAUGACACAGGGACUGAGCUCCGUCUCCCAGAUCAAGCAGGACAGGCAGAGCGGGUGGUAGAUCAAGAAGAAACCCAGCCCACAGGGACUGAUCCAACAUUACCAGGGGGCCACCUCAUCUCUCCAAAAGACCAGGGCGGGCCCGGCCAAAUGCCACCCCCUGCGGAACACUGCCCCAGUGAUGAAAAGUGCAGUGGGGUGUACAGACCACGCCGCGCGCCUUGUGGCAAAGCAUCACGCUCCCGCACGCUGUCCCAGGACACAUUCAGGGACCUGAAUUACACAGGCUCCGAUACCACACCUACUAAUUGCCUGUCCGACCACACCCCCCAGGAUAUCAGCAAGCCCUAUGACCCCGCCAAUCAGGACAAGACCAAGCCAUGCCCCCCAUCUGAUCCCUCCCACCAGUUAAUGAGCAGCCCCCUUCCAGCAUCCAAUCAGACUGACCCCCCCCGUCGCUUUGCCCUCUUCCGUAUGCUGAGAGGAGACCACCAGAAAGACAAGAGGGGUGGAGAUGGGGGUGGAAAGGACAAGAAGGCAUCAUCACCCAAAAUAACAGUGCCCACCAUACUUAUACAAGAUUUCAGUGAUGGGGUGGGACUGGGCAUGCCCGGGGAUGGCCUGAGUUCCAAGGAAAGGAGGAAGAAAAGAAGGGAACAAGAGCGUAGAAAGAGGGAGGAGGAAAAGGCCAGGAAGAAAGAGAAGGAGAUGGAAAACGAGAAGGACAGAGAGAGGAAGAAGCCGCAGACCAGGGGGAAGAGUUUUCAUGCGCACAGUGCCAAGUGUGAUGUUCCUCCCCCCGGAGACAAAAGCUCUAAAACACCAGGUUCCAAGAGAAACUCUGCCCCUUUUUUGGACACAUAUUUCUAAAGAUGCAGGGAACAAGGGGGGAGGGGGUGAGUGAGGGAGAAAACUAGAUGAAAAGACACAUCAUGUAGAUAAGAGAUGAUAUCUGGAAAAUAACUUUUAAUUUGAGUUUGUAAGUUACUUGAAAUCCAUGCCGACAGCAAUAUAAAAAUAGCAGAAAUUAUCCAAAAUUAUAACUUUCUUUCCUAUUACUCCUCACUCUGGGAUGUCAUCUCUAUAGUAAAAUAAAGCUGAAAUCACAUUCCUCCCAGUACAUGCGCAUGCAUGUGUGCAUGCAGGGGCGAAUGUAUGUGUGUGCAUGCAGGGGCGAAUGUAUGUGUGUGCAUGCAGGGGCGAAUGUAUGUGUGUGUGUGUUUUUGAGUGCUAUUCCCUGAGCGGUAUCUUGUCUCAGAGUCAGAAAAGCAGAGUGCAAACUCCUUUUUCAUGUGUCCCUGUCUAGAACUCCUUGUUUCUCAAGGUUCUUACUUAUGGUCUUGUGAACUUGUGAAACAUCAUAUUAAAUAAUAAGUCCUGUACCAAAACCAAGAACACAAGCAAAGUACUUGUGUUCUUGGGAACAGUCUUGCAUAAACACAAGGACAGCAUAGAAUGCUGUUAUAUGGAUUUGAGAUCUAAUGCAUGCUUGUGACAUGCGGAUACGCUACCACUACCAUCCCAGACUACCCUGCCCAGUGCAUCUAAUUUAUUUGCUAGGUAGCUUUAAUUGGUUUGGGGUAGCCUACACAAAUAGUAAAAUGAGGACAUUUUCCAUAGAGGAGUGCUGCCAUUAAGCCUAUUCACGACAUGUAGACAAAUUGUAGCCUACUUAGAAUAUGAAAGUGAACACAUCUCUUUCAUCCACUGUCCUCUAGCUAGAUAAUGCAGUUAGCUUAAGUAACACUUGCUUUAUUUACACACAGAAGUCUACCUACUGCAACAGGGGGUUUGGGUAAUGAUGGAAUCAAGCUAGCGGCAAUACGUUAGGCAAGCUGUUUUGAUCAUUUAAAAAGUUCUCUCAGUACCAGCUAACAUCUAGCCAGCAUUUGCUGCAGCACAUAACUCCGUUUAUCAGUUGAAGGCACCCCAGCAUUACAGAGACUAGUACUGCCUACAAGUUAGCCAAACCAAGUCAAUACACUUUAGUUAUACACGGUGGCUAUAUUUAAAACUAGAUAAAAAUGAAACUAUUUCAACUAAUUUCUCGAUAAAAGGGCAGAUCAGGAACACAGUUGUGCAUUUUAUCCAUUCUUGGUUGCGUGUGUUCUCGAGUAUUGGAACUGUACUUGGGCCAAGAAAAAUAAUGUUAAGUUCUCGAAACCACAAGAACAGAUACUGAGAAACAGAUACUGAGAUACUAAAGAAAAAGCUUUAAUUCAAAUGAGGUGAGAAAUAUGUGUUAUAAUUGCUGAAUCUAUCUGUGUUUUGUCUGUAUUUUAUCUGUAUUUUGCUGUACUCACUAAAGUUUAUUGGCUGGGUAAACUGGGUAUCCAAUUACAAGCUUCGGUUGGAAAGGGGCGCAAGGCAAGCGGAGUUACUGCCUGUUUUGCAGUGUAACCGCACAUCACAAGCAAGAAUAGCAUCUCAAAUACAUAUUACUGCCCUUGUGUUCUUGAAAGUACGGUCUUGGUAUUGAGGAAGGUCACCUUCCUCUCCUCUCCAUCUCUUUCUGUCCUCGAUGACUUCACAACAAUGUAGCAUCCUCCUCUUCAUUCUCGCUGUCACUAGCCAGAACUUCCUGGCUCCGCAGCGUCAGAUUAGUCACCUGGGAAGGAGUGGGCAGCACAGAACCAAAGAAGAGGGAGCAGAACUGCAGGAGACCAAAAAAAAAGGGGGGAGGAAUUACUGGGAUGAGGAUUCAUUUAUUCUUAAAAUUUUUUUUUUUUUUUUACAUAUUUCAGUGUGAACUGACCAUGUGUCAGGUCUAAAUCAUUUGAAUCCCAAAUUGUUUCAACCUGUUUUAUUUUUAAAGUAAAUCAGUGAAAUUUAGCAGAAGAGGUAAAUCUUGUACCUUGUACCUGUUCGAUGACGUUGAUAUGCACUUUUUUGUAUGUCGCUUUGGAUAAAAGUGUCUGCUAAAUAAAAUGUAAUAUAAUGUAA
This is a messenger RNA of Conger conger (European conger), 5954 nucleotides long. RefSeq names its product TBC1 domain family, member 10C (gene tbc1d10c). The transcript is spliced from 10 exons. The coding region runs from base 123 to 3881 and encodes 1252 amino acids. Lineage: Eukaryota; Metazoa; Chordata; Actinopteri; Anguilliformes; Congridae. The record is from RefSeq and is a predicted model, not a curated record.